Messenger RNA from Phascolarctos cinereus (koala), 1661 nucleotides. NCBI's taxonomy places the organism in Eukaryota, Metazoa, Chordata, Mammalia, Diprotodontia, Phascolarctidae. The record is from RefSeq and is a predicted model, not a curated record.
AGGACUGGUGCCAGUGAGAACAAGAGAUGCUACAGCCUGAGCAAAAUCGACAAAACUAAGGAGCAGAGAGAACAGCCUGGGAUUUGCUGCACCAGGAAGAUAAAUCGAGGAAGGCAGUUUGUAUAAAACAGAGUCAGUGCCACUGUUUUUGAAAUACAGAGAGAAUUGGUAGGAGGGAAGAAAUUCAAAUCACCAAUAACAUCACGAUGGCAUCCCGAGCCAAAAAGUCUGGGCCCCUGCUGAAGGCAGAAGACUUCCAGCUCUUGUUGGAGCUCUGGAUCCAGAAGGGCCAGAGCCCCUGGCAGCCUGGCUACUUUAAGUCAGAGAGGCCUGCAGUCACAGCGAGUGAGGCCUACCAUAAAUUCUAUGUUGAAACCAAGCCAAACAGAUGCCAGUGAGAUGCCAGUGCUGCCUGGGCCCUGUGGCAGGCCUGUCUGGACAGCACAGAGUUACUGGCCCAGCGCAGGGAAGAGUGUAACGUCUGGCAGGCCAAGGGCUUGGAGUUGGAGGGUAAAUGUGAACAGCUGGAGCGGGAGAAACAAAGCCUGAAGGAGGCAUGGGAGGCAGAGAAGUUACAGAGGGGCCAUCUGGCAGUGGGGGGCCCCGAGGCCAAUGAGGCCCCAGUAGAGCAGGAGUCCCCCAGCCCGGUGCCCACCCAGGCCGAGCUGCAGCAGCGCUGCUGGCAGCUGGAGAAGGACAAGGCCCAGUGGGAGGUCCAGAAGAAGGAGCUCAAGGCAGAGCUGGGCAAGAUGAAGCAGGAACUGGAGCUGGGCCAGGGCCGUUUGGCAGCCCUUCUCAAAGCUAACCAGGAGGACCGGGAGACCCGCCGCAACCUGCAGGAGAGCUACGAUCAGUGCCAGGCCGAGAUCGAGAGCCUCCGGAAGCAGUCGGGUACACAGCAGGCCGAGCCCCGGCCCGGGAAGGAGCUGGGGCCGGCCAACGAGGGCAAGCGGAGCUACGGCCCAGCCGCGGAGCCCAGGCUCGAGGGUCUCCGACCCUGGGGGCCCAAGCAGCUAGCAGCCGAGUCUCCAACCCAGGAGGAGGUGGUCUCUGGACGCUCGGGCUGUCUCCCCCGGGGCCAGCAGGGCCAGCGCUUUAAGUGCCUGCCCAGGUGGAAGAGAAUCUGUAGGACUUGCGGCGCCUGGGGGCGGGCGGAGAGGAGACGCGGGGCCUGGGACUGUGCCUGGUGCAGGGCCCAGCCCCUGCCUUGCCUAGGCCACUUUUCACUGCGUGGGGGCCACACCUACCCCGGGCGAGCCAGGGCCGUCGCCGCAGCCUUCCCCAGGGAAGCCCCGGGAAUGCAGGAGCCCGGGAGGGUAUGGGGACCGGCUGCAGGCCCCUGGAGAGGGCCUCCGAGGCGUGGUGCUUACCCUGGCCUGCCCUGGAGGGGGGAGGGACAGCCCUUUGCCCGGUCCCAGGGCCUGGGUGUGCCGCCAGUGCAAAGCCACCAAUUACCCGCACAGGGCCGGGUGCUACAGGUGCCAUUCCCCGAAGGUGGAGGACCUUACACCGGAGAGCGGGCCAGCUUUCCAGGCGUAGGGGUCCGAAAGAUGCUCUGAUCGGGCCGGCCGCAGAGGGGCAGGCCCCGAUCUUAGCUUCUUUUCGCACUUGUGCCGUUGUCUUUGCGUCUAUAGCAGAAAAAUGUCAAUUUGUCCCCAGUA